CCGCUCCGCGGUCGAGCGGGCGGCAGCGAUGGCCUUUUCAUCUCUGUUCAGUUGUCCCCGAAUUCGUAGGAGGAAGAAAGAGACCUAAAAACUUUCUGGGACCAGCUGAUUUUAUAGUGUUAUUAACUAUUCAUAAUUAACUAAACCAUUGAACGGCACAAAAAUAUUUAAAAUACUGGAUAAAACCUUGGAUUAGACUAUGUUAAGAUGUUGGCAUGCUUUACUAGUAGAAACAGAUGACCAAAUAGCCCUCCUUAGUAAGCCCAGGAAUAAAGGAGGAAACAGUGAUCUGGCAUCAGCUGGGUUUAACAUUAUUAAUUCAAUCAUAGGAUCAGGCAUUAUAGGAUUGCCAUAUUCAAUGAAGGAAGCUGGUUUUCCUCUAGGAAUACUGCUUUUGUUUGUGGUUGCCUUAAUCACAGAUUAUUCCAUUAUACUACUGAUCAAAGGAGGAAAUCUGUCCAGUACCAAAACCUAUCAAGAGCUGGUCAAAAAAACGUAUGGUCUUGUAGGUUAUGUAAUCCUUUCAAUUCUCCAGUUUUUAUAUCCAUUUAUUGCUAUGAUCAGUUACAACAUAAUAACAGGAGACACUUUAACUAAAGUUUUUCAGAGAAUUCCUGGAGUUGGGGUGGAUAACGUGCUUACCGACCGUCACUUCAUAAUUCUUCUUACCACCAUCAUCUUUACCUUACCUAUAUCUUUAUAUCGAGACAUAGCAAAAUUGGGAAAGGUGUCUCUUCUUUCUCUGAUUCUAACUAUUGUCAUCCUGGUGGUUGUGAUGGUGAGAACAGUAACCUUCAGUCCACAAGUACCCAAAUCAGAAAAUGCAUGGAUAUUUGCAAAACCAAAUGCAGUACAAGCCAUUGGGGUGAUGUCAUUUGCAUUCAUCUGCCAUCAUAACAGCUUUUUAAUAUAUGGGUCUCUGGAAGAACCCACAUUAAAGAAUUGGUCUCAAGUCACACAUAUGUCUGUGGCCCUUGCUCUUAUCAUCAGUGUAGUGUUUGCUGCCAGUGGAUAUAUGACUUUUACAGGAUACACAGAAGGAGAUAUAUUUGAAAACUACUGCAGAGAUGACAACCUUGCUACAUUUGGAAGGUUUUGUUAUGGAGUUACUGUAAUUCUGACCUUCCCCCUUGAAUGUUUUGUGACCAGAGAGGUGAUUGCCAAUGUGUUUUUCCAUGGGAACCUCUCAACUGUUUUCCAUGUUGUUGUGACAGUAGUUAUCAUUGCUGUGGCGACUGGUGUAUCAUUGGUGUAUGAUUGCCUUGGAAUAGUUUUAGAGCUGAAUGGAGUUUUGAGUGCUACCCCCCUUGUUUUUAUCAUCCCAGCAGCGUGUUAUCUAAGGCUGUCCAAGGAGCGGUGGAACCAUUCAGAUAACAUCAUAUCCUGCCUGAUUCUUGUUCUUGGUGUGCUAGUGAUGGCAGUUGGGUUUGUCAUGACUGUCUUGCAUCCCCAGGAAUGUAGCCAUGGGAAAGAAAUGUUCUACUGUUCCCCUAGUAAUGUUUCUUUACACAACAGCACACUUCCACCCUAGGUAGCACACGAACCUCCAGACUAGACUGGGCACAUCUCACUGUGAGCCAUACAUGCCAGUUUAAAGAAGGGUGGAGCAAAGAUUUUUUGUGUUUUGAGAUACACUAACAAUUUUAAACUGUAUCACUGUAUUUACAUACUUGAUUUUAUGCUGCCAUCCUUUUUCAGGUAAGACUUCAGUUUUAACUGUUGAAACACAAAAUCUCAGAGGUGCCUUUCGGUAGACAUUACUUGAAUAACUUGCAAGCCUACCAAAAAGGUUGCAUUUUUUAACUUUAGUCUGAAAUACUGUUUAAAAGUGAUAAAUUAAAUGUUUUGGAAUAUAAA
Passer domesticus (house sparrow) is the source of this 1857-nucleotide messenger RNA. RefSeq names its product solute carrier family 38 member 11 (gene SLC38A11). Lineage: Eukaryota; Metazoa; Chordata; Aves; Passeriformes; Passeridae. Gene Ontology annotation, biological process: amino acid transmembrane transport. The record is from RefSeq and is a predicted model, not a curated record. Gene Ontology annotation, molecular function: L-amino acid transmembrane transporter activity. The transcript has 13 exons. The coding region runs from base 200 to 1531 and encodes 443 amino acids.